UCAGUAAGACAAUGCGAAGCAACACUGUGCACAUGUCACAACAGCAUGGCUUCAUAGUAAAGCCUGCCUGUUAUCUGGUCCUCUCUCCCAUUGGAAGAGUUUUUAUGAGCAAAAAAUGAUACCAGAGAAUCCAGAGCUACUGAAGUUGUGUAUCAAGAAAGAUUGGCCUCGGGAAUAAGAGGCCCCCCAGCGGAGAGGCAGACUGGGUCCGCACUCUGUGAUCGGUUUCUCUGUGUCAGUCCAACUUCCCAGAAUAGCAACUCGGGCGGGUUGUCUGCUGCUCUGCUCUGCUCUGCUCUGGACGAGAUGGAGGAGGAAGUGGUGGAUUUAACAACUGUUGCUUUUGCUGCUGCUGCUGCUGCUGCGGAACCAAACUACCUUUUAGCCCGCGCUGCAUGGCGCAUGUCGGGCUAGAAUGAUGCCUAUUACAAGCCGAGACAUUCAGCCGGGAUCAAUGAGCAAGUUGGUGGGAUUAUAUAAACUCCUACGUGUUUAAGGUAAAUAGAAAGAGAGCGAGAGAAACACAAGAGCAUGAAUCAGUUUCCUGUGUUCGGUUAAUUAAUCAUUACGUGGCUGCUUUAAUGUAGCCGUUCAAUCUUAUUCGACUACAUAGGCUACAAAAGCUUGAGAGCUGCUGGAGGCGCAUGUCUGCGGCAAAGGCAGACAAGGAGCGUCUGUCUAAUGAAUGGAAAGCCAGACGGGCUCUGCUGUAGAUUGCGGUGAUCGGAUAACCUGUUGAAUUGCAGCUGUCUGUCAGCUCCAAGCCAUGCAGGCAACGCAGCCAGCAAAAAAAAUCACUUAACACUACAGCGCGUUGGCACAGUAACAACAAAGCCGGCUUCACGGUUUUGCAGCUGAUGAUUAUUAGAGAUGCACUGUUGCCAGCGAGGCAAAUGCAUCCUGUUCUUAUUGAUUAACCCCGUCUGUAUCUCUACAGAACAGAAGAAGAGUUCUCCCACCUGUUUUGCUGCUGACAUAAAUUUUUAAUUCGGCUGCCUGAAGUCACGCUGUAGACAGACCUACUAGGAAGUAGUGCCAAAAGUGGCCUGUAAAUUGUAAACGGUGAAACAGUUACUUUUAUUCCUGACUAGACAACUGGUUGUUUUUUAGUCAUAUGUAAUGUUCAGGAGGACGGGGUGGUCAUCCAGCAGUUUACCCACCAGUUAAUUUGCCACUACAUCGCAUAAUUCCCUUCCCCCGCAGUAGCAGUUAAAACGCGUGAGGCUCUGCCGGUCCGACCUUGACUCAUGUCUCCACAGUAGAUUUUCAACAUUGCCAACACACAGACUUCCAGUCUCUUGGUUGUUGAGAAUAGCUUGGCUGCUCCCUGCCACUAUGGCUAAUUCCUUAGGAACCGGUGGAUCCAGUUUGAUCCAUCCCUUUCUUUCUUUCCUUAACCAACUUGUUGAGUCUUCCCCCCUCGGUGUUCAUACUCAAAGUGCACCGUGUGCGUCUCGGCUAACAGUUGCGUGAGUUCUGAUGAAAUGUCCCAAGUUUGAAUCAAGUGCGUCUAGUGCUCGAUGGGACAGUGUCGGUGUAGCUUUCUAACGUGGAAAAGUCGACGGGAAGCGCGCAGAAGAGGCUUUGACGCAGCAGGAGUCACCUGUAGAACUCUGUAGAUGCGCUCAUGCGUUUCUGAGCUUACUCAGAUUGAUCAUCAUAUUUUUUUUUUUCAGCUUCCUUUCAUUGGAAUUGUUACUGAAAAGUUGUUUUUUUCAUAUUUUUGCGAGAGAUCAUUGAACAAGAUAGGUAAUUUUGACCUUUUUGUUUCUUUAAAGGGAGGUGGAGACAACUUACCACCGCCUCCCUCCGUCCUUGACUGAAAUUACCAAGUAAUUGUGCAUAGGGGAGACGCUUGAAGCCCUCCCAAAGCACUUGAAAUGGAGGCUACCGAUGGCUACUGUGCUAGUAACGGCCAGUGCUCUCCCAGUGAGGAGAACUCGAGAAUGUUGGCAAAUAUGUCAACACCUAAUGGACAGACAGUUCCUCAGGGUCCUAAUUCCCCCAGUGAACUGACAAUUAAGCAAGAGGAAGAAACAGUAGAGGAGGCUGACAACAGAAGUCCAGCAAUUGAAGAAACAGGUCAAACAGGAGAGGAAGAACCAGCACUAGAGGAAUCCAUGAGUGGCAGUCCAAACAAUGUACAGGAUGGAUUAUCUGGACCAAAUGUGACAGCUGAUACAGGAAGUCGACAAUCAAAUGGUGACAGGCCGUUCCAGUGCAACCAGUGUGGCGUCUCGUUCACCCAGAAAGGAAACCUCCUGCGACACCUCAAGCUUCACACCGGUGAAAAACCCUUCAAAUGCCCCUUCUGCAGCUAUGCCUGCCGACGGCGUGAUGCCCUCACUGGUCAUUUGCGCACUCAUGCUGUUGGCAAACCACACAAGUGCAACUACUGUGGACGGAGCUACAAACAACGAACUUCCCUUGAGGAACACAAGGAGCGCUGCCAUAAUUACCUACAGGGUAUCAGCCUGGAUCCAACUGUCAGCACUGGCCCUUACACAGGUGAGGUUCCUACAGAGCCGAGGCCUAUGGCAGAGGCCAACAACAUGGCUACGUUUGAUCGACCGCCCGUUAUUGAAAGGCUGCACAACAAUGUGGGCAAGAGGAAGAGUACCACACCCCAGAAAUUUGUGGGUGAAAAGGUGUCACGCUACAGCUACCCUGAAAUAGGCUAUGAGAUGGCCCUUAAGUAUGACAAGCAGGCUGAACUGUUGCCAGCCCACAUGAUGGACCAGGCCAUCAACAAUGCCAUCACAUACCUGGGAUCGGAAACCCUUCGGCCCAUACUCCACCAUCCAGGUCCCCAUCUCUCUAUGGCGGAGGUGGUGCCCAUGGUCAACCCCCUCUUCCACCAUGUCCUGCCAUUAGGCCAACGAACGGAGCGUCCAGGAAACUGUGACUCACUGCCACCCCAGUCCCAUGACCUCCCCAGCCAUCCUAUCACAAAUGGCCCCACUGUUUUAACCAGGCAUGGCAAGCUGUCCCAGAGAGGGCAAGAAGAAUCUCCUAACAACAGUGGACUUGACUCUGCUGACUCAGCUCGCAGCAGCCCUCAAGAGAGACAGGGCUACCCUGGGAGCAACAUCCCGUCUGGCCUCAGAUCUCGAGCCAGUCCAGCUGUGGUCUGUUCAGGUGAGCGGGUGACAGAAGCUUCACCCAGAAGUGGGGCAGGAAUGGGGACUGGGAUAAUGCGAGUGGCCGCAGAGAGGCCUGUGAGCCAGGAAGGUGUGCGGGUGUUCGGACGAGAGGGCCAGGAGUUGCGGGCCUUCCAGUGUGAGCACUGUCGAGUGCUCUUCCUGGACCAUGUCAUGUAUACCAUUCACAUGGGUUGCCAUGGAUACAGGGAUCCACUGGAGUGCAACAUUUGUGGUCACCGCAGCAAAGACCGCUAUGAGUUCUCCUCUCAUAUAGUCCGUGGUGAACACACCUUCCAGUAAGAGGAUUGCUAGGAAGGCAAAGAAGGGAAAGGAGCAAUAGCCUGAUAUCCGUCCUUAUCCCCAAACCUCUGAGACUGCACAGCUGAAUGGCACUGUAGGCAAGUGUAGCACAAUCACAGCAUAGACUUCUUUUUAAGCUACUUAUUGUGAAUUUGAACAGUUCAACGAUCAUUAUAUGAAGGUAUGGGCCAAAGACACAUUUUCUACAUAUUGAAUUGAGAUUAAUGUAGAGGAAAGAAGGUAAGUUGUUUAUUUUUCACUCCGAAUGUUCCCAAAUUAUAUAACUGAGCAGCUUUAGGACAAUUUUGACUAGUUUUUCAUUUUAAUCUAAUUUGGGAAUGUCUUCUCUUGUGGUUGUUCUGCCAUAAUACUUUUGUUACUUUUGUUUUGUUAUUCCUUCUUUUUGUCCUCAGUACAUUGGAUUAAAAAAAAAGUUUCAGUUCAACAAGACCAGACAGUUAGCACAGAUGACUUCAGGUAGCCUCUAAUUCAGUUUAAAAAAAAUACUAACAUUCAUCAGUAGUUUUAUGGAUGGUGGUACUAGUAGAUAUGUAACAUACUGUUGCAUAUCACAUAUUUUCAGUUUUCUUUUAUUUCUUUUAUUAUUAUUUUACCAUGACCCUUAUUUUCUUUCUUUUUGACCAGUGACGUAAUACACAUAAUGGUCUGUCGCUGUGUGUUCUAGCUGUAUGCAACUUGAUGUCCAUUUGGGCUUGUUUGCCAUAUGUGGUUUUCUCUGAUUGUAUCUCUUUGCAGCUGUAGAAAUUUGAACAGUCAUGCCAUCAUCUUGAGCAUUUUGCUUUGCUUUAGUAUUGCCAUACAUAACUGCAUAACUUCUAAUCAAUUACCAAACAUAGAUUACUAGCAAGACUGUAAUAAUUGAAAAUAAAGCAUUUAAAACUACAUCAUGCUUUACCAUUGAUCACCAGUAAUGGAUACCACAUUUUUUGAGACUUUUAUUCCUGUUUUCCCACGAAUAUAAGAAAAUUAUUAGAAUAUAAAUACCUCAUUUUUGAAGUUGGUGAAGUUUAAGCUGAAGCUAAAGCUAUUGCUAACUCUGUAAAAAGGCUACAUAACUGGCUGAUAGCAGAAAGCUACCUCUUAACAACCCUAUAUAGGUUUCAGCUGAAGUGAUAGCCCUCUUUAUUAGACUUGGACUGAUAUUGUCAUGUCGAAUGAGGUUGUUUUUAUUGUUUUUGCUUCACUAGGCAAGCUAUGCUAGCAGCCGAAACUAGCAGUUCUGGCUAGCACAUUUAAGUUUUGAAAUUUCCUAUUAUCAUGCAUGUUUAAGGCUAUCCACCACUUAUUUACUUAGACCUUUUCCCAGUUAUCAGUGGCUGGUAAAGCACUGUAACUCUACUCGCAGAAAUAAAGAAGACUACCAGUUUAUUGUUGCUAGCUUGUAUAUUUUGUCAUUUAAAGUAAAUAAAGAAAAAAAAACUGCACGUUUUGACAUUCAUAUCCAAAAGAAGCAUUUCCAAUGCAAAAGAUCUGAAUUUAUGUUGUUUUGUUAUUUCACUCCAUAGUAAUCAACUUCGAUCUAUUCAGUUUGCAUUUACAAGGUAGAACUAUUGAUCAUGAAGCAAAAUCACCAUGAAUGGAAAGCAGUACUUUGUCUAGGUUAAGUAUAACAUAAAGGUUCCUGUCAGUCCUGUCUGUGACCUUAAAAGGUUCAGUUCAUGGCCAUCUUUUUAUCAUCUUAAUCUCUAAGCUGACACCUGCUAAUGUGUUGUCCACAACUGUCUAGUUGUUAGUUUCCCUGGUUGCUCAUUAAACAUUAUUGGAUCCUGGUGGCGUUUGGGUUGUGCUGUUUGAACACGUAGUUUAUUUGAAAAUGGCUGACUGCCAUAUUGAUAGCAUAAAGUGAGAGAGAACUGGUUUUAUUUUUAUGAUUUAAAUAUCUAGAAGUCAUGCAAGUGGCUGGCUGGAGUUUGAUGCUUUAUUGGAUACCAGUGGGAUAAAGGAGGCCAAAGAUAUUGCAUGGAUUUCUUUUCUCUGAUGUACCUCACUUUAAUGCUUUAAUCCUGACUUUUUGACCUAAACUACAUGGUGAUUUAGGCUCGACGGCUUGAGUAUUGUGCUUUUCAGUGCUUUGGCAUAGGGCCAGGUGGGGACCUGCCUUACUGGUGCUGUUUUCAAGCUUGGCUACAUGCUUACAUGUUUGGUUUCAUUGUCAUCUCUCUUCUACUUGAAUGUCAUGACAAAUACUGGGAAACAUCACAGACUCUGCACAAAACACUUGGUGUGCGGUGCUUCGUCCUUGGCAUCGUAAGAUGUUGGCUAUCUUUAAUUGAACACCUACAGUUCACUCCAUUAUGGUAUUAGAGGGAAUUCUUAAUGUGUAUGGUGGGCAUUUAUCAUUUUCAUUUCCUACGAUAGUAUUGUCAACCAAAUCUUGUCUGUUCAUUCUCUGCUCUUCAUCAACACCAUCACACAAAUGUCUUUCAUGCUCUUACUCUUUCUGAAUCUCACUCUUGGCAUUCCCAUAUUAUCACCACAUUCAUGUAUGUCCUUGUACAUAGGUAAUGGAGAAUGAAACAGUCUGAGCAAGAGGAAAAGUGAAAAGAGUAGUGUGGUUACCACAUAGCACUACUUUGAAGGCACUUCCAAAACUGUAGCAUUCCAAGUCACCUCAUAAAACUUCUAGAAAAUUAAAAGCCCAUAUAUGCAAAAUUGUAAGUAGGAAAUAAGCCACUUUACAGAUCUCUUGUCCAUUAUUUACAAUAUGUUGAAGGAUUACAGAUUUGGUCAAUAAGGCUAUUUGCAGCUUUUACUGUCUCUCCCUGUGAAAUGACUCAGACUGUGCUUUGUACAGUUGGCCAUGCACUUUAUGUCCAUGCCAUGAUAGGUAGCAUUGUUUUGGUUUGUUUUGUUUUUGUUUUUUUUUUUGUUUCUUUUUUUUUGUUUUUGUUUUUGUAUAGUUGCUCUAAUAAAGUGUCUUUAGAAAGCACUGACAGAACACAGGUUAGUCUUUCCUCUGAAAGAACAAUCUUUUAGAUGCGUAUUGGAAAGCAAGACUCAAUGUCAGUUUUACUAUGGUGUCCAAUGAAGACAUUCCAUUGUACCACAAGUUUGGCAUUACUAGCUUCUCACUGGUCAACAUCAUAAACAGUCCAUUAUUAUGUAAGGUUAUACUCAGUGAUCUACUCUUCUACAUUCAUUGUCUACUUCUUAUCAAAUGGCAGCUUUAUCUCUGUUUACAUGUUGCUUUUUAUAUGCGCAACUGGUGCCCAGCCAGCAUAAAAACUAACAGUCUGUAAAUUAUUGGCACUGGAAAUUGUUUACACCUCACAGCUGUGAUAUUGACUCUAUACAUUCCUCUGUUAUAUUAUUCAUGUAUAUAUUAAUUAUCUGAAGCCUUAUCUGUUCAUACAAGGGGUCCUUCUGAAACAACAUGUCCUUCUAAUGAUCCCAUGGUCUAAUGUAGGUUGAUGCUGCCCUGAUUUUUCUUUUUUAAUCCCCUUCAGAAGGAAUACAAAUAGACAGACAAAGAGCUAGACUAAAUUGAACAGUGCAUAAUAUAUGACAGGAUAUUCAAAUUAUUUUCUUGAUUUUGAUUUGUUCUCCUGCUUGUAUUUGGUAAGGCCUUGGGGCACAGACAUAUUUUGGUCUUGUUCUGAUGCAAUGUUAUAAUAAUGACAGCCUUACUUGUACACAAAUUCUUUAAAUGGAGCAGCCAUAUGAACAAAAAGAAAAACAAGGUUUUGUCAGCCCACCUUGUGAGUGAGGAGUUUACUUGAAAAUCAGAAUCAUUGCUAUUGUCUGAGAUUGCGGGGAUGUUUUUGUAAAUUUUGUGUGUGUGCUAAAUGUCUAUUUUUCUGCUGAUAUGUUAAUGCAAUGAGUUUUGUGAACUUUUGUGUGUUUUUCUUUUUUUAAGUUCAAAAAUGUUUACAAAAAUGUAAAAGACUGGGUUCAGGUGACUUGUAUUUUUUAAGAAAUAAAAGAAAGGUGUAUAUUUUGGCAAUGAAUAUUGAAAUUAUCCAGAAAUGUGUGUGCAGAAAUUGAUCAUCUCUGACACUGAUAAGAACUUUCUGAAGUGAGGGCUCUCAGGUAUUUGCAUAGCUUGUGUAUUUCUAUGUCCUAAAAUAUGUGAUUUAUUUAUCAAAAAAGAUGCACAGUAAUUUCUUUGAAUGUGGCGAAGGAAGAUGUAAGAUUGUUUAGCCCUGUUUUUGACACCAGUGACUUUACAUGAAGACACACUGCUAUGAAGAGUACAAUGUAUUUUUAAGGCAUGGGUUUCUCUCUAUUAAAGAAAUGAUUUCA
This is a messenger RNA of Scatophagus argus, 7706 nucleotides long. RefSeq names its product IKAROS family zinc finger 2 (gene ikzf2). The record is from RefSeq and is a predicted model, not a curated record. Lineage: Eukaryota; Metazoa; Chordata; Actinopteri; Scatophagidae. Gene Ontology annotation, molecular function: DNA-binding transcription factor activity; RNA polymerase II cis-regulatory region sequence-specific DNA binding. The transcript is spliced from 9 exons. The coding region runs from base 1881 to 3443 and encodes 520 amino acids. Gene Ontology annotation, biological process: regulation of transcription by RNA polymerase II.